AUCAAUGGUAGAUGCAUUGACUGCAGGAGCCCAAAGGAAGCUCGUGACGCCUCCUCGCAUAAGGACACUUUUGUUCCUCUCUCCCUGUACAUGACAUGAGAGUGAAACCAUGAAAAGGAGCACAUCAAUGGCGAAGGGGAAUCCAGAGCAACUUGGCGGUGAAACGGGCAUGCAGUCAAAGCCUGCGGUAGAGGAGGUCGCCAUUCAACCUCACCUACAGCGAGAAUGUACGUGAAAUCUAGCGUGUGGUUCAUAUGAUUCACCUGAUUCUUUCCAUUCUUUUGUCACGAGAGCUGCAGCUCUCUAAUGGCGUCGACGUGGGGAGCAUGUGACCAGAGUGCAAGAAGACGAUGGACCAUCAUAAGUAAUCAUACCACCCACAGUUUUUCCACAGGUUUGUGGAAUGACAGACUGUAAUAACCAUUCACAGGCUUCGGCAAUGGAGGUGUGCACAGUUCAUGUCGAGCAGAGAGAGAGAGAGAGAGAGAGAGAGAGAGAGACAUCGAUGCAUCUUCUUCAUGGUAACUGUUGAAAGGUCUUCCUCGUGCUAAUGGUGUUAUCACAAGGCAAGCUUGCAGGAGGGACGACAAAAUUGUAAAUGUGGAGUUACGCCAGGCAGCAAGCUGGAUUUGGAGUCUUUUGUCCUCUCGUCGUCUUUCUCUCUCGAUCCUCCUCAUCCUCAUCUGCAUCUUCUCCCAUUAAUCCCAUAUUAGUGCCGGGGUCUUUCCGUAUCGGGAUUGCCUCCCAUGCAUUCCUCUGCUUUGGAAGACAACCCUGCACCCUUCUCUCGCUUGCUUUCCCUCUACUGCUCUCUUCUGUUCUCACGGCUUUGCCGAGCUAGCUUUCUCUCUCUCCCUUCAGCUUUAAGACCACAAAGAGUUCUUCUUCUUCGUCUCGCCUCACCUUCCUUUCGAGUAAAGGGAAACUUGAUUGAAAGAACAAAAUCCUGAGGAUUGAUUCCUUUAGGGUAGGAAAUACUUAUUGGAUUGAUUUGGACUCCAUUUAGUUCUUACAAUCAUUCUUUCCAUAGAUCUAAAUCCAACUCACUUGUAAUUCUUCUCGAAUCUUCACAGAGCUACUCUUUGCUUCUCACAUUUGCUUUGGUUCUUCGAUUCUUCGCUCGCAUCUUUUCUUCCCAGUUUUACUCCGUCGGCUUCUUUAAGGAACCCCCCGUGGGCUGGAAAGCCCUUCACUUGGUCACCGAAGCAUCAUCAAGAUUAGGCCAUCAAAACUGGAAGGGAAAUGUGGCCUGUUAAUUCUCUAAAUGCUGAAUUAUGGGAGAAGACACCAGUCUUUGGCCUGAGAGUUUGGGUUGUGAUUGGCAUCUCCGUUGGUGUAUUGAUUGUGUUCAUCCUCUCCAUCCUGUCCGUGUGGGUCACAUCUCGCCAGAAGUCAUCAAGGAGCUUCGACGAACUCCCGGUAUCUCAAAUCCCCAGUGUCUCCAAGGAAAUUACAGUAGACAGAGUUGGACCACAGAGUGUUGCUCAGACUCCUCAUGAGCAUCGGACGCAUUGCUUCUCCUCCUAUGACUCCGACAAGACGAUGAUGUCUAGUGAUGCUGACAACAUGAGCCAAUGCAGCUCAAUUCACCACAAUGACAGGGACGCAAGUUCAUAUUCUGGUGACGAAGGUAGCUCAGGACAUGCUAGAAGACCACAUUCACCAUACAGCCUUGUUUCUGCGUCUCCUUUGAUCGGUUUGCCGGAGUUCUCACAUCUGGGAUGGGGUCACUGGUUUACUCUCCGGGAUCUGGAGAAUGCGACGGAUCGUUUCUCCAAGGAGAACGUGACUGGGGAGGGUGGAUAUGGAGUCGUUUAUCGAGGUCGUCUUGUUAAUGGCACUGAAGUUGCAGUCAAGAGGCUUCUGAACAAUCUGGGACAAGCAGAGAAGGAAUUCAGAGCGGAAGCGGAAGCUAUUGGCCAUGUCCGGCACAAGAAUCUGGUCAGGCUUUUGGGUUACUGCAUCGAAGGAACUCACAGGAUGCUUGUGUACGAGUAUGUCACCAAUGGAAACUUAGAGCAAUGGCUUCACGGAGCUUUGCAACAACACGGUGUUCUUAGUUGGGAGAACCGCAUGAAGGUUAUCGUCGGCACUGCAAAGGGGCUCGCUUAUUUGCAUGAAGCCGUCGAACCGAAGGUUGUGCACCGCGAUAUAAAAUCAAGCAACAUCUUGAUCGAUGCAGAAUAUAAUGCAAAGAUCUCUGACUUCGGAUUGGCUAAGCUCUUGGGUUCAGGCAAAAGCCACCUUACUACCAGAGUGAUGGGAACAUUUGGGUGCAUUGACGUCUUCUUCUCUGUGCCUUACUUAGAUCCAAAGAACAAUCCAUACUUAAAACUCUCUUCUCACUUCAGGUAUGUGGCUCCUGAAUACGCUAAUACUGGACUGGUGAACGAGAAGAGCGAUGUUUACAGUUUCGGUGUGUUGUUACUGGAAACUGUGAGUGGCAGGGAACCCAUAGAUCAUGGCAGGCCUGCAAACGAGGUGAAUCUUGUGGAGUGGCUUAAACAGAUGGUCGGGAAUAGGAGAACAGAGGAGGUGGUGGAUCCAAAUCUUGAGGCUAAACCCUCGACACGGGCGCUUAAGCGUGCAUUGUUAGUCGCUCUGAGAUGCGUCGAUCCUGACUCUAGCAAGAGACCCAACAUGGGUCAGGUUGUUCGAAUGCUAGAAGCAGAUGAAGAUCGGCAAAGCCGACGGAGCCAUUCAAGAAACAUGGAGAUUGAAUCUUUGAAGAAGAGCAACAGUUUGAGUGACUAAGCAUCGAGAAGAAGAGACGUUUCAGAAGAGCCAUUAUAUAUGUAUAUUUUGCUGAGGAGAAAACAGAGAAGGAACAUGUAAUGUAAGUUUUGGACUCAUCAGGCAUGAGAACUCGGUCACUCUUCAGAUGUAUUCGUAGACGCA
This is a messenger RNA of Musa acuminata AAA Group (dessert banana), 2898 nucleotides long. RefSeq names its product probable receptor-like protein kinase At2g42960. The record is from RefSeq and is a predicted model, not a curated record. Gene Ontology annotation, molecular function: ATP binding; protein kinase activity. Bases 1243 to 2754 code for a protein of 503 amino acids. Gene Ontology annotation, biological process: protein phosphorylation. The transcript is spliced from 7 exons. NCBI's taxonomy places the organism in Eukaryota, Viridiplantae, Streptophyta, Magnoliopsida, Zingiberales, Musaceae.